UCAAACCGAUACAACAUAACUCGUAGCUUACGAAGUGUGCCAUUACAGCAACGUCUGAUCACUGAUCUAUCCAUCACCGUUAAUUACAAACACACUCUCAUUCUCUACAGAACAAUAUGGAACUCCCAACAAUGAACCUCGUCGCACUGAUGAUGGUGGGCUGCGUGCUUCUUGCAGGACAAGCUGACGCAUGGACAAAAAUCUUCAGCAGAGAAAUGGUGGGAAAUAGGACCGUCUUUGUACCAAACCACGAGUCCUUAGUCCUCAAGUGCGAAACUCGAAAUUUCCUGCACUACCCCGUUACCGGAGCCGUUUCCGGCGAGUAUCGCCACAAACUGUUCGUGAAGAAGGGCGGUGAGGAGAUCCCAGUGGCGACUAGCGUGGUGGAUGGCUGCGAGACCUUGGUCAACCAUACCGUUACAAAAACCAGCUCGACCUCUGUCACUGUGGAGGUUCUGUUCACAUUGUUCAGGGUGAAGGCAGAGCAAGCCGGUUCGUUUACCUACGGCUGUAUGCUGGUUGCUGAGGAUGCACCGAAUGUUAAUCUCCUGACACAAAGUAGUUCGAGCAACAAUUUGAACAUCGUGGUUUGUCCUGAACCACUCUUUAGUUUGAGCAUCGAAGAAGGAAACAGUCAGAGCGAAAUCGCUUACCCCAAUGAAGGCAAACAUGUUGUACUGAACACCAAGGACGAGUGUCAUUUCGACUAUGCAGUUUCCUACCUGGUAAAUGGCGUCUCCAGCAGCGAUAUCCCUUCGCACCAGGCCGUCAAACGAGACGAUUCCUCCCUUGAGAUUCACAGCCCGGUGUGCGUCGGUCACCGUGUAUGUAACGUAACAGCGGUGUUCAAAUAUAUCUACGAGAGAAAUGAUGAAACCAGUCAAUCGCACAUGUCGCUUAACAACUGCUGUAUUGAUGUUGGGCCAACACCGACGCCACCCAAAGCAACCGGUGGUAACUUUCUGAAACAAAAGCAGAGACCUACUGAAUCUUCAGUUUUGAUUGGCUUAGUAGUGAUUCUUGCUAUCUACGGUGUAGUGGUUACUGGGGUUGCAGGUGUCUAUUGGAAAAGACGGGACAGAUACUCCACGCCACCGGAUCAGGAACUGCGGGAGCAAGUCUAGAGUAUCGCUGAAAUGACAGAUGCAUGAAGAUGAUGGUGCAGUGUGGAAACUAUAACGGGUGCCUUCAAUCAUGGAGCAAUUGCUCCAUGCUUCAAUAUAGUUUUAUCUUUCAAAUGUUUUUAUUUGUAUUAUUUUGAUACUUGUCUAUGACAAACGAAAGGGUGAAUUAAUAUACAACUCUUCAAGUGACACUGCCACUAUAUACUUAAAAACAGUGUGCUGUCAGUAGACUACAUUCUAUACUGUACAUAUACCUCUUAAUUUUCAAUAAUCUGUACAGGGUGCGCCGUCUAGCGAAAAUGGUGCAUGUCUAAAGAGCUGCUCAGAGUGCAUGCCCAAAUUAUUGGCACUGCCUGAAUAAAUGGGCGGUUGGAAUGGCUCAACUUUGCCAGAGACAUGUGUGGCGGAUGUGUUGUAUGGAACGCCAAAGAGGCAUUUGAUAACUGAUGGUGGUCUUUUACAACCGGUGACCGAUGACAAAUUUGAUCAGCGGUUGCAAAAGGAUUAUUAAAUGACUCUUUGGCGUUCCACAAUGUCAGCCCUGAUGCUAACACAUGUAUCAAAUUGUGUAUGCCCAUUCAAGAUGCACCAACCCUUGGUCUGACCCCCUCUUAGAUAUAUGGAAUGGUCCAGUCUAGGGUACCAAGGACAUUGAACUCGGUCUGGGCCUUGCAAUUGGGAGAAAAACAAUGAAAACCAUAAUUUGUGACUCAUGUAAGGAACAACGGGACCCACAAAAUGGUUCAAACCCACGACAACUCAUUGAAGAAAUUUAUUGUGUGUGGCAAACAAACAUUACUCGCAUGAACAACAACAACAACAGCAACAACAACACAUAAGGCCCAAUAGUCGAUCUGAUAAAAACAAUUGGUGUUAGCGUUGUUAGUAAUUUCCCCAAGUGUCAGCCCUGAGUGGUAUGAUUUCUCUAUAGCAGGACGAGUUCUGUCGGACUAAGCGGACGAGUUCUAUAGCAAGACGAGUUGUGUUGGACCUUAUUAGGACGAGUUCCUAUAGCAGGGCGAGUUCUAAUAGCAGAACUGAGUUCUAUUCUGCGAUAGUGAAUGGUAUCACAACGUGAUACAGUUAACCAAAAUUCAAUGUAAUGUCCACUCAAAUUUAAACUGUACUGAGUUGUAGCAAUUUCUGUUAAUUUAUUUUAAGUGCAUAUAUUUCAAGUGAUAUGUUAACAUUUAUUAAGUUUAAGUUUUACAAUUUUAUAAUGCUGCCACAGGCGAGGAACUAUUCAGUUCAAUUGUUUUCAAUCAAUUCAAAUAAAUUAAUUCAUGUCACCGUGGUUCAAGACUGCAGGACUUGCAACCACAAGGUUCUUGGUUUGAAUCCUAAAUAUCAAGCUAUACCGCUGGUUUCACAAUGACUAAGUAAGUCUUGUCGUCGAGUUACUAAUUUAUAAUUUCUUGAUUUUUGUAAUUCAUAAUAACAUAUACUUUAAACCAAUGUUUGUAUGAGAGAGAUUGGCUGUUGCUAGCUUGGUGUUUGUUCCCCCUAUGGGAGUUUGCCGAGUUCCCUCGACGAGAAGAUCGUCCGAAUACAAGUUAAUCGCACUUUACAGGUAAAGAUGUGAACACUAGAUGUGAGAUAGUGUUCACAUUGAAAUAAAAAA
Asterias rubens (European starfish) is the source of this 2745-nucleotide messenger RNA. RefSeq lists its product as uncharacterized. NCBI's taxonomy places the organism in Eukaryota, Metazoa, Echinodermata, Asteroidea, Forcipulatida, Asteriidae. The transcript has 6 exons. Bases 117 to 1124 code for a protein of 335 amino acids. The record is from RefSeq and is a predicted model, not a curated record.